GCUGGGGAGGGGCGGACGUGUCAGCCUAUGUUGGUGCUCCAGGCUCAUAGGUGUACGGGAUAGUCCCUGAUAACAUGUCCCUACCGCCCGAGAAAGCCGCGGAGCUGAGGCGGAUCGUCCAUGAGCAGCUGAGCUGGGUGGAUGUUCAUAGCAAAAUCCGUGAGGUGCUUGCAGAGACACUAAAGGAUGAAUUAGGGGAUGAAAGCCAUAACCUCUCAGAAGAUGAUGUGAUGGCGGCAUUAAGGCGGAGAGGCAUUCUUGAUGACUUUAUGAAAGAACUGCAUUUCCUUGAGGAUGGUCCCUCACGAGACCUCACCUCUACGCCAAAACCAGCAACACAUUUCUUAGAUAAAGAACACAAGCGACUGAAAAAAGUAAGCCCAAACCCUAAUAUAGACCCAUCGCGGAGAUAUCUUCAUCUCCAGGUCUUGGGUGGGAAAGCAUUUCUGGAACAUCUUCAAGAAUCUGAUCCUCUCCCUGGCCAGGUGUGCUCCACAUUUACUCUUAGCCUGCACUUUAGGAACCAACGUUUUGGUUCCAAACCUGUCCCUUGUGCCUGUGAACCAGACUUCCAAGAUGGCUUCCUGAUGGAACUGCGUAAAGACAGCUUAGGUGAUGGCAGCAGAAUGGCAGAUGCCACUAGCCUCUUGUCAAUCUCUGAUCCUGUACAGCUGGUGUUGAUCAAGACCGAUACGUCUGGAGAAACCACUUUAGUAGCGUCCCAUUUUCUGGAGUGGCGCUCAGUACUGGGAAUCGAUAGGGGAGUGACAAGCCUUGCUGUGGAGCUCAAAGGUGUAGGAGCCGAGUGUAAAAUUCCUGUUGGGGUAUUAAACGUUAAACUUGAGCUACAUCCGCCUCUGACUCAGACAUUAUCUCCAGAGGUUGUCAGCACACAGCUGACACUAGAGCGACAGAAGACAGCAGAGAAGGAACGUUUGUUCUUGGUCUACGCAAAACAAUGGUGGAGGGAAUAUCUUCAGAUUCGUCCAUCCCACAAUUCAAGACUUGUGAAGAUCUUUGCACAGGAUGAAAACGGACUUAACCGACCCGUGUGCUGUUAUGUGCGCCCCCUUAGAGCAGGACGCCUGUUGGACACACCCCGGCAAGCGGCGCGCUUUGUAAAUGUCCUAGGCUAUGAAAAGGCCCCGGUUGUUGGUGGAGGUGGUAAACAAGAACAGUGGUGCACUAUGCUGGCAUUCCUUUGUAGAAAUAAGGGUGAUUGUGAAGAUCAUUGCACCCUCCUUUGCAGCCUUCUUCUUGGUUUUGGUUUAGAUGCCUACGUGUGUGUUGGUACUAAAGGAAAAGGAGUAGCCCACACCUGGGUGAUGACGUAUGGAACAGAUGGAGCAGUUACUUUCUGGGAGAGUUUGACAGCACAAAGAUAUGUCCACAAACCUGUCAACCCACAUGAUCCUCCCCUGGUGGAGCAGCCAAAGCCUCUCUACCCAUACAAAACCAUUGGGUGCAUUUUCAACCACCAGCGAUUCUUGGCCAACUGCCAGCCUUCAGAUUCGGUUGAUUUCUCUGUGUUUGACCUGAAUGAUGAAUCCAGGUGGAAACCGAUGAGUGAAGAAGCCAUUAAAUCCAUAUGUUCCCCAGGAUCUACCGCCUCUCUUCCUCCAUUUCCUCCGCUCUGCAGCUCGCUGCUUGAUGGACCUGCAGAAAGUAAUGAGAUUGAAUUGCAGCUGCGUGUUCUUAUAACUGAGCACAGGAAGGAUCUAGGUCUCACCACAGUUUGGGAUGAUCAGCUGUCUUACUUACUGUCUCCCGCCCUUGCUGCAUAUGAAAUAGAACGUACCACAGGGAUCUCAGCAGGAAAUGAAGAGUUUCAGGAUGCUAUCAGGAGAGCAGUACCCGAUGGGCACACUUUUAAAGGAUUUCCCAUUCACUUUGUUCACCGAAACGCAAGAAGGGCAUUUGCUACUUGCCUGCGAUCCCCUUUCUGUGAUGAGAUUGUUGGCUGUCGUGGAGAUCAGUUGCGGCUUGCUGUUCGUGUACGAGUUUUCACUUACCCUGAAUCAGCAUGCGCCGUGUGGAUAAUGUUUGCCUGUAAAUAUCGCUCUGUGUUAUGACACAUACCUAUUUCAUCUGUAUAAUAAUACCUUUAAAUCGCAUUCACAAACUGUGUACAAAAAAUUGUAUCCUGUAAUUGUUUUUUUUUUAUUGUUUUUUUAUACAGUUUUAUUUAUAAGAUGUAUAUUUUCUUACAGUGGAUCUAUCUUUAUAUAAUAAACUAUAUUGGAAGUGCAAGUCUUUCUCAC
Messenger RNA from Hyla sarda, 2261 nucleotides. RefSeq names its product centrosomal protein 76 (gene CEP76). The coding region runs from base 75 to 2072 and encodes 665 amino acids. The record is from RefSeq and is a predicted model, not a curated record. The transcript is spliced from 12 exons. Lineage: Eukaryota; Metazoa; Chordata; Amphibia; Anura; Hylidae.